AUGGUUUCAGGCGGUUCAGCAGCUCCGGGCGCUGCAAAUAGCGGACCAGCGCCUGCCAGCGCCGCCAAUCUGCUUCACCCCAACCCGCUAUCGUCCAACCCGCCAAACUCCCCUCGCCAGUCCCGGUUUCCAUCCACCCUGCAGCAACAGGCUUCCUUUAUAGAGACCGAAGCAGAGAAAACCCAGAGCGCAGGCACUGACGAGCAUGAGGAGAAGGGCACUAAUAUCAAUGAAAAGGAGCCUGAAGAUUCAACGAGCCAGUUCAUCUGUGACCCGGCUGGCAAGCUGACCCACGAUGAGACGACCGUUGACAUCGUCACGGUGCCGUGUCCUGGUGCCGACGCCCUGCGCAGCUGGAACCGAGACGGGCUGGUCAGCCGCUACUUUGGCGCGCCGUCUAUGAGGGAUGCCGAAGUCGAAAGGCCAGAGUCCGGGCCGUCAUGGGUGAGGCAGGGCAUCAGGAGGGAGGCGGACGUCGCCAGGAUCCUCUUGUACAACCACCCUGACGUGGUCGAGGGCACGACGCUGGGAAGCCUGGCGGACGCUUUACUGGAGAAGUUGCUAGUGGAACGAAGAAAGAGCGGCGAGGCCUCGAGACAGCGGCCGGUUAUAUUCAUCGCACACAGUAUUGGUGGCCUAGUGGUCAAGAUGGCUCUGGCUAAGGCGAACCGAGAUUCUAGAUAUGAAGAUAUCCUGCGUGACUGCUACGGGGUGGCCUUUUUUGGAACCCCUCAUCAAGGGUCCAGCUACUUUGCCAUGCACGGGCUUGCGUCUAGCAUCCAGAGCCUGCUUCAGCUAUCAGUACCGCUGCCCACCUCCAUCACGGACGAGCUCCACGUUGGGAACCGCUUGCUGUUGCACGCAGAUGAGGAUUUUAAAUGCAUAGCACAUGAUAUGCAGGUGUGGACCAUGUACGAGACCAUCGAGUCAAGGCUGAGCGGAGGUGAAGGUGAUAGUUCGACUGUCUACUUUACAGCUCCCCUAGCUUCCAUCAAGUCAGCCAUCCUGGGGAUUCGACAGGAACGUAUCUUUCCAUUGCAAAGCGAUCACGCAAAUGUAGCCUCAUUCGGGAGACACAACACACAUACCUUGCGGCUGUUUCUUCACCAGCUAGCCACGCUCAUCGACCAGGCAGACGAGAGUGUGCGCGAAGACGGCGAGGGGUCUCGGUGGACACUGAACCUGGAGCAGCGUGUCAACGUCGAGGUUCAUGGGUUUUACGAGGACUCGGUAGUGACCAAGGAAGGAGAUAGCGAGGCUAUUGUGCGAGCUUGGUCGACGAGGCUUCCUCUCAAGGAGUUCCUAAGAAAGGGGCCAGAAGAAUGCCUGACCGAACGACUGCACGAGGUUGAGGGUGUUCCCGAGGAGGGUAGGUUCCUCCGCGCUAGGGGGAGGACAAUGUCGCUGACCGAGUUGGACAAACAAAGACUGAGGCAGGCCUUGAUUACGAAAGAAGGUCUUGGAAUCAAGAACCAGCUCAUUCAGCCGACAUCGCCGCCCUUGUCCCCUGUCCUAAGACCCGUCGACGCUCUAGCCAGGGAACCUCACUCCGUCUCACUCUACCCGACGUCAAGCCCGUACCAAGUCCGCCGCAUAUCGUCUCCAGCUUCAACACCUCCCAUCCCAACUCAUUUAUUGUCGACCUCCCCGCAUCAGCAACCAGUCCCCGUUCGGCUACCACAAGUUCUCAUUCGCUCGGACAUUGACCAGGAUCUCGCUGUUGACCGGCUCUCUCCCUCGCCACGGCCACGUUCAAUCACCUCUUUCGGGCGAUCUAUAAGUGACCAGUCGUCAAGGCAGGAAUACCGUGAUUUCCCACCCUUCUCUCCGCCUCGUAGCCGAAGAAGUACAGGGGACAAGCAACCCGUUGCCUUUUCUGAUGAUGACUCGAGCUUGGAAGCGUCACCGCGACUACCAGAAGCUGUGAUAAACCUGCGCAAGGAUGCGAAGAACUCGAAUCGCAGAUCUAGCGAGACGGCAAUCGCAGAUGAGCAGACACCUGUCGCGUUAUCGAGGCCGGAAAUCAGUGCCCGCAAAUUCAUCUGGGUUCAUCUUCAGUACAAUAACCCAACAUGGGUUAAAAAAAUACUCGAAACGUUGCAGAACUCGAACAAGAAGGAUUAUUCACCCUUGUAUAGCAACGACUUUUGGGCAACCAAGCACACAAGAGGCAGGCAUGCGCAGCACUAUGCCUAUUAUGCGAAGCCCGGGUGUUAUUUCACUGCACCCAGAACUUGCGAGGACGGCAUCUCGAUCUGCCUGUUUCUGCCAUACCUUCAUUUUGAUUCUUAUAAACGGCUGAUUAGGCGUCGUCAACUGAUCCUCGAACGCCUGGGACGAGGCCGUGCUCAACCAACACCCGAGGACAUCGCCAAAGUAGACUCGAUUGAGCUGCAGGUUAUUUGGGAAUUCCUGGGGCACGACCCCCCAAUCAACUGUCGACGUACCCUCGACCAGUACGGAUAUCCAUCCUUGAGGGACACCAGAGCAAGAGAUGACGAUCAGAUGUUGUACAAACUCACGAAGGAGAGAGACUAUAUGCAUGGAGAGGGUAGUAGCAACAUCUACGCUCACUCUUCAAGCAGCAGGCAAGGAUCGUACGGGAGCGGUAGGAGCUGGAGGGAAAGGGCCGGAGGCCUUGGAAACGCCCCAGAGGAACUCAGUGCUGAGAUUGAUGCGGAUAAGGUUCUAAACGGCAAUGUUCUUAUGGUAGAUCAAAUGUGGCUUUGGGUCAUUCAGUCUCAUACUCUCCUCUCGUUCUUUCCGAAGAGAGAAAGUGACCCGAUCGAGGGACCUCUCUUCCAACAAGCCGAUCUUCGUGAUAGCAUCUUCAACGAGGUCAAUGUUGAUGGAACACACCACUGCGAGAACGCCUUGGAUCUAGCUGCGCUUGCGGCUUUACACGCAGUUAGCGUUCUUUUGGAUCGAUCCUCUCAUCCCGAUCUAGAGAUCUUCCGCAUCUUCGAAGAGGCUAUCAGUGUUUUGACUGAGAAACUUACCUCCUCACUUAAGGAGUUCCGUGUCGAAGGUUUCCGAGACAAAUCGUCUGAAUAUGAGCCCGUCGAGAACGGUGAACGUACCAUCCGAGCCCGUCACAAGCAAGAGGGCCGCCGCGCAGAGCGCGAGAACCGCGACAACACCUCGGCCCUUCUGGAGCUCCGCGACCUCCAAGAUGAGCUCCUCGUCCUCCUGAAUCUCUUCGAACGCCAACACGCCGUCCUCACGUCUAUGCUUGCAGCGUACGCAAGCCCGCAGCUCCGCGACCGCAGCAUGAACGGCCGCGCAUACCUAGCGGAGGGCAUCCGCCGCGUGGACGAGUACAAGCGCCGUGCCGAAGAGAUGGACGAGCGUGUGCGCAGCACGCGGGACGACUACGACAAGCUGCUGCAGAUGGUGCAGCGGCAGGCGCAGGUGGAUGAGGUGCGGCUGAGCAGGCUCCAUGCGGAUCUGGCGAGCGCGCAGAGCAGGAGUGUCAUGAUCUUCACCGUCUUCACCGUCAUCUUCCUGCCCCUGACGUUCUUCACGGGUCUCUUUGGAAUGAACACCCAAGAGUGGGAUGCCGAGCUUCCGACGAUAGGAUACAUCGGGGCCGUCGCGCUUCCGUCGAGUGUCGCUCUCAUCGUGACCACAUUCUCCCUGGCGUUCAGUACGCGGACUCGUCGAGUGUUCAGGUGGGCUAGAGACAUCGUACUAGAUGCUCUGCAUUUCCUGGCAAAGUAUUCUGUGUACCCAAUCCUCGAAAUGACCGGAGAAAUGAUCCAGCGCAGGCGAGAAGAGCGUGAAAGCCAGCGCGAAAGCCAGGCAGCGGGAGAGGAGAAGAAGCCCCGCGAUGGAAGGAGGGCCGUGCUGAAGAAGGAGGCAAGUGACUUUUGGGCAAGGCACCGCGGAGAACGGGACAGCGGGUAUAAGAUCCCGGAAAUGAACAGAAAGGUAGUUGGGAGGAAUAAAUCAAGCGCGAAGCCAAAGGAGAAGGCUCGGAACAACACCGCGGCAGAAACGACCAACAUCAUGGCUAGUGGGGAGCCAAAGCUCUUCUGGAACCCGGAGAACGUCAAGGACGUUGCCGAGUCCGUUGGCAUCACCUCCUUGAAUGAGGAGGCCCUCAAGACCCUCACUCAAGAUGUCGAAUACCGCAUCGGUCAAGUCAUUAUCGAAGCCCUGCGCCUGAUGCGCGCCGCUCGUCGCACAACCAUGACGGUCAAUGACGUCUCCCUCGCCCUCAGAACCCUCGAUGCUGAGCCUCUCUACGGGUACGACUCGACUCGCCCGCUGCGAUUCGGCGAGGCCAGCAUGGGACCUGGCCAGCCUUUGUUUUACCUGGACGACGAGGAGGUGGAUUUCGAGAAGCUCAUCAAUGCGCCCUUGCCCAAGGUGCCGCGAGAUAUGAGUCUUACAGCUCACUGGCUCGCGAUCGAAGGCGUCCAGCCAUCCAUCCCCCAGAACCCAACCUCGGCCGAAUCGAGAUCACAGGAGCUUCUGCCCAAGGGCCCUGGCACCAAUCCGGCACUCUCUGCACUUGCAGGGAGCGACGACCCCUCCAUGAAACCCUCGAUAAAGCACAUCGUGAGCAAGGAGUUGAUCCUCUACUUUGAUAAGAUUCAGGCCGCAAUCCUCGACGAGAACCCAGAUGAGGAGGUGGUGCGCCUUCGACAGGCGGCAUUGGGCUCCGUCAGAGACGACCCCGGGCUGCACCAGCUCGUCCCGUACUUUAUAAACUUCAUCAUGGACCGAGUCACGCACAACCUCGACGACACCUUCACCCUGAAGCGGAUGAUGGAGCUCACCAACGCCCUAAUCGAGAACAAGACCCUGUUCCUGGACCCCUACGCCAGCCCUCUGUCGGCACCCGUUCUCACAUGUCUCAUGGCGAGGAAGCUCGGCACCGACAAUGGCGAGGACGGCCUCAAGGAGCAGUACGAGCUGCGACAGCUCGCCGCCUCCCUGGUCGGCCGCAUCGCCCACAAAUACUCAUCCUCCAACACACUAUUACGGCCCAAGCUCACGAGGACCUGCCUCAAGUACUUCCUGGACCCGACGAAGCCCCCCGCCGUUCUCUUCGGUGCUGUCCAGGGCCUGCGCGAGGCGGGAGGCCCCGAGGCCAUCCGUGUCCUCGUGCUGAGGAACCUCAAGCCGUUCGACGAGAACAUCCUGCAGCCGCUCAAGACCAAGCUGGAGGGGUCAAUCGACUUCACCAUGCUUGUCCAGGGCUUGAUCCAAGCCGUAGCUUCGUUGGCCGAGCACGAAGACCCGGGGAUUGUCCCCAUGGACGUGGAGGCAUCGGAGUCGGAGACCACAGAGCUGAAAGAAUGGAUCGGACCAAUCGUGGGCGAAAGGAUCGCAGCUUCCAAAAACCGGAAGCUGAUCACCACCGUCCUUGAGGCUCGAAACCUAGUUGGGGCGAACGGCGCCGAAAGCAAGGAAAAGACCGGCGAGGAUGCUGGCCGACCAGGCGAACUGCUCGGCCCUCCUGAUCUGGGGCUUGGUGUACCCCUUACCGAUGUCGAAGACGAGAUGCCUGACGCCGUUGACGAAGUGGUAGGAGAAGGGGAAGGCGAGGAGGGUGAACUUGAGGAGGCCCUUGACGAGGAAGGGGAGCGAGGCGAGCCCCGCGGCGAGGCUGGCGCUCUCGACGUGGAAGCCGACGAGGGGCGCGACGAGGUAAGUGGCGAAGUAGGCGUAGGCGGUCCCCGAGAGGACGCAGCCGGUGAUGCGGGUCCAGGCGGAGGAGGAGAACCAGACCUGGCUGAGCUUGUAGAUACCCAGGUGAGGGGAGAUGGGGCGGGCGAGGCGCUGCUUGGCGAGGAUGUCCUGGCCCUCGGUCAGGGAGACCUUGGAGGUGGUGGCGGCGGCACUGGGGGGAAGAGUCUCGUCAGUAUGAUAUGCGGGAGGAGAAUGUUGGAGUUCAGGCCUUGA
Messenger RNA from Clonostachys rhizophaga, 5913 nucleotides. NCBI's taxonomy places the organism in Eukaryota, Fungi, Ascomycota, Sordariomycetes, Hypocreales, Bionectriaceae. The record is from the annotation of a GenBank genome assembly.